AUGAGGCUGCAUGGAAUUACUGCUGCAGUCAAACUCAAGGUAUGGACGCUGAUGGUGGUUCUAGUUGUGCUGGAUCUGCCUGGAUCCCUGCACAGAUGCAUUUAUGAUGAAGUCCAGGCUGGGGUGAAAGUGGUCAGAGGAGAGACCUCCCAGCGACACAGCUCACUUCAUGAAGCCAGACUCACACAGGGGCCGAGAGCAUCUCUCAGACCGCAUCGCUCCACAAAGCAGAAAGCCAUUAUGGGAAGGUCGUCUCUCUCUGAGUCCUCUUUUCCUCAACCAAUCAAGAUAAAGAGCUGGAUUCCCAUGGAAAGUGUCCACCUAUCAGAGACGGAGGACACAAGGCUGAAGACAGCAGUGGAGGAGGCUGUGAGGACAGUGUCCUCAAUACUUUCAGUGAACAGAACCACGAACCCACUGUUGCUCAGCAGAGACUUCAGUAAAUACUGUAAAUUUGUGUGGAAGAAUUCCAGCUCUGUCAACCACAACAGGUGUGUGAAUCACAUCACUCUAUGUCAUCGCCAGAUUCCAGAUGAUCACUUGGCUGGAUGUGAUGUUUAUCCCGAGGCGGACUCACCGCACAGGACUAUCCUCAGACCUGAAGGUGCUGGACUUCCAGAUGUAGAUUUUGUGCUUUACCUCCAAAUAAAAGCCACUGAUAAAUGUAGAGCAGAGCCUGAUGUUUUGGCCUACGCCGCCCAGUGUCAGACAGACAUGAAUGGCCGCCCUGUGGCGGGAGCGGUUGUCGUCUGCAGAAACAGACUAACAGAAGCGACAUACAGCCACCAAACUGCAGUGCAGACUGUGAUUCACGAGUUGUUUCAUGCUCUGGGUUUCUCUAAAGAUCUCUUCAACACCUGGAAAGACUGUUCUUCAUCUAAUAAAGUGGGUCCUCCAUGUUCCUCCCGAGGUAAAGUGACUCACUCUGACGGAUCAGGCCAGACGAGGAUCUACUCUCCAUCUGUCAUUUCAGUCAUGCAGAAGCACCUGGUGUCUUCUGAUCCUGAACUUGGGGGACCACUGGAAAACUUGGAUGCAGCAGCAGAAGGAGUGUCCUCCCACUGGGAGUCCCGGGUCCUGCAGGGGUCCAUCAUGGGGGCCGUACUGGGAGAUUCGACUACUAUACGGAUCGACCCAGUCACCUUAGCUGCAUUUCAGGACACGGGAUGGUACACAGUUGACCUGAGACUGGCACAAAGUUUAGUCUGGGGCGAAGGUGAGGGAAAAUCUUUUGGCUCAAUAAAAACAUGCAAACAUGCAUCUUCUUUUUUCUGCACUGGAAGUGGAUUAGGCUGUCAUUUCCUUCAUCUCCACAAGGGGGAGUGUCAGACAGAUCCUUACUUGGAUGGAUGUAGAGUUUACAAACCCCUAAAAAAAGGAAGUGAAUGUUGGAAAACAGAAAGUUCUAGGUGGUCUGAUGAAAAUCCACAGAGUGGGGAGAUGUUUGGCUUCGAUAGCCGCUGCUUCUUUUCGAGCCUCAGCAGAGAGGGCUAUUUGGUCAGGACCAACAGCUCCAUAGUGGGUCGCUGUUACAGACACAGGUGCACUGGAACAAACAGGUACCAGAUCCAGGUGUCUGGCUCCACAUGGGUUGAUUGCCCAGCAGGGGGUGCUGUUCAGAUUAAAGGUUAUCAUGGUUCAGUUUUCUGCCCAGACAAGAGGAUUUGUGUUUAUCCAGAUGUUUCUCCACCUUUAAAAGACAACAGCACACCUUCUUCUUUUAUCAAAUGGCAAGUAUAACUUCCUGAACAUUUGUUCUCCACUGCCAGCUGUUACUCAAUCUAAUUUAACU
This is a messenger RNA of Oryzias latipes (Japanese medaka), 1792 nucleotides long. The record is from RefSeq and is a predicted model, not a curated record. NCBI's taxonomy places the organism in Eukaryota, Metazoa, Chordata, Actinopteri, Beloniformes, Adrianichthyidae.